UCCUGCUCGCUGGCUGCCUGUCUGCCUGUCUCCUGUGGAGGGUUCUCUUGAAGGAGUUUGUGCAGAGGAAGUCUGCAGCCCAGCCUGGAUUAUCUGGAUGCUGCUGAGAGCAAAGGAUUGUCUGAGCAGAGCAAGGCACAGAGAUCUGGGAUAACAUCCACACUGACACGAUGGAUUCUGGGGGGACCUGGUUUGGGGCUUUUCUGUGUGUGCUGCUGUCUGCUGUGUGGCCCCUUGGAUCAACAGCUGCAAACUAUAAUUGCGAUGACCCCCUGGUUUCCGCGCUGCCGCACUCGGCGUUUGACAGCUCCUCGCAACUGUUCAGCCACAGCAACGCGAAGCUCAACAGCCACAAUGGAGCCGGUGGCUGGACCCCGAUGGAAUCUAAUGGAAAGCAGUGGCUACAAAUUGAUCUGGGAGAGAGAUCUGAUAUCACGGGGGCAGCAACACAAGGGAGAUAUGGAAGCACCGACUGGGUAACGCGGUUCAACGUGAUGUUCAGCGACACGGGACGCAACUGGAAACCGUACCAUCACGAUAACACCAUCUGGGUCUUUCCUGGAAACAUCAACGCAGACGGCGUGGUGAACCACAAGUUCCAGCAUUCCAUGAAAGCCAGAUUUGUCAGAUUUGUCCCCUUGGAGUGGAAUCCCAGCGGCAGAAUCGGGAUGAGAGUGGAGGUCUAUGGCUGUUCUUAUAAAUCCGACGUGGCGGACUUUGAUGGCAGAAGCUCGCUCCUCUACAGGUUCAAUCAGAAACUGAUGACCACAUAUAAAGAUGUCAUCUCCCUGAAGUUCAAGAGCAUGCAGAGUGAUGGAGUAUUAUUUCACGGAGAAGGACAACGCGGGGAUUAUAUAACGCUGGAGCUACAGAAAGGGAGAUUGUCUCUCUCCAUUAACCUGGGUGACGCCAAGCUGCGAUUUGCGAACACUCACACCAUGGUGACCUUGGGAAGCCUCUUGGAUGAUCAGCACUGGCAUUCAGUUCUCAUAGAUCGGUUCAACAAACAAGUCAACUUCACAGUGGACAAAUACACUCAACACUUCCGCACCAAGGGCGAGUCCGACAACUUGGACAUCGAUUAUGAGUUCAGCUUUGGAGGAAUUCCAGUAUCUGGGAAACCCGGCGCCUUUCUGAAGCGGAAUUUCCACGGCUGCAUCGAGAACCUGUACUACAACGGAGUGAAUGUUAUCGACCUGGCCAAGAGACGCAAACCUCAGAUCUACAUCGGGAACAUCACAUUUUCCUGCUCUGAACCCCACAUUGUCCCCAUCACCUUUACAAGCCCCAGCACCAGCUUCCUCCUACUGCCCGGCACCCCACAGCUGGACGAUCUGGCGGUCAGUUUCCAGUUCCGGACGUGGAAUAGUGACAGUCUUCUGUUAUCUACCAAGCUAGCCGGGGAUUCCGGGUUCCUCCUGCUCCAGCUGUAUUCUGGGAAGUUGCUGCUGAUGAUUCAGGAGAAGUUACCCAACAUACUUCCAAUAACCACAGGUAGCUUUUUAAAUGACGGCUUAUGGCACACUGUGGCAAUCAACAUUAGAAGACACCGAAUCACUCUGACGUUAGACAACGGAGCCACGGCACCCGUCCACGUCACCAUCCCCGCCCGGAUUUCCACCGGAUAUCAGUAUUAUUUCGGAGGCUGCCCGGAUCCUCCGUCCGACUGUGUAAAUCCGAUUUCUUCAUUCCAAGGAUGCAUGAGGCUCAUCUUCAUCGAUAAUCAGCCCAAGGACCUCAUUUUGGCUCAGCGCGGCAUGCUGGGAAAUUUCAGUGACUUGCAGAUCGAUAUGUGCGGCAUAAGAGACAGAUGCCUGCCAAAUCACUGCGAACAUGGCGGAACGUGCUCGCAGACUUGGAGCACCUUCCACUGCGACUGCGGGGACACGGGCUACGCCGACGCCACUUGCCAUAGCUGUAAAAUAGUCAAGCACAAAGGUUACCCGUCCGACUACUACUACAUUGACUCGGAUGGCAGCGGGCCUCUCGGACCUGUGCGUGUCUACUGCAAUUUAACCGUAGAGAAGAUUUGGACCAUCGUUCAACACAACAUCACGGAUCUAAUGACUGUGCGUGGAAUUAUUCCUGGGAAGCCGUACUCCGCUGCAUUUAACUACGGAGCCAGUGCUGAGCAAAUGGAGGAUCUGAUCAACAACGCAGAGUACUGCGAGCAGGAGGUGGCUUAUCACUGCAAACAUUCACGGCUCCUCAAUUCUCCUAGUGGAAACCCGUACACGUGGUGGAUUGGAAGAGGGAACGAGAGACACACCUACUGGGGCGGGUCCCUGCCUGGGCAAUGUGCAUGUGGACUGGAGGAGAGCUGCAUCGAUAUGAGACAAUACUGCAACUGUGACGCUGACAGACCUGACUGGACGAAUGACACUGGAUUCUUAACCUUUAAAGAACACCUUCCAGUCUCUCAGAUUGUGAUUACUGACACAAAUAGACCAGGUUCAGAGGCGGCCUGGAAAAUUGGUCCUUUGCGUUGCUACGGAGACAGGAACUUUUGGAAUUCCGCGUCUUUUAGCUCCACCGUGUCCUAUCUUUACUUUCCUACUUUUCACUCCGACUUCAGCACCGACAUCGCCUUCUUCUUCAAAACCAACAGCUCCUCCGGGGUCUUUCUGGAAAGCCUGGGUGUGAAAGACUUCAUAAGAGUCCAACUAUCCUCUCCCUACCAGGUGACAUUUUCAUUCGAUGCGGGAAAUGGGCCCAUGGAGGUUUCUUUGCAGUCUGUCACGGCCUUGAACGAUGGUCAGUGGCAUCACGUCAGAGCCGAGAGGAAUAUUAAGGAAACCAGCCUAGUCGUGGAUAACCAGCCGAGGAAACUGGUACAGACCCCGUUUGAUGGGCGUCCCAGACCGCUGCUGAAUGCUCAGCUCUAUGUGGGUGGGACAGCAUCCAAACAGAGGGGCUUCAUGGGGUGUGUCCGUUACCUCCAACUUAAUGGCCAGACCUUGGAUCUGGAGGAAAGAGCCAAAGUGACCCCAGGGAUCAGGCCGGGCUGUCCCGGCCACUGUAGCAGUUAUGGCAACUUGUGCCACAACAAUGGCAAGUGCAUGGAGAAACGCAAUGGGUACACCUGCGACUGCACAAACUCCGCCUUUGAGGGACCCUACUGCAAGAAAGAGGUUUCCGCAAUGUUUGAAGCCGGGACCUCGGUCACCUAUGUUUUCCAGGAGCCGUAUCCAGUGUCCAGGAACAGCAAUGCAUCAGCCUCAGCGAUAUAUGCAGAUACAGUGAUAUCCAGGGAAAAUAUCGCCUUCAGCUUUGUUACAGCUCAAGCUCCGAGCCUCUUACUCUACCUAGACUCCUUCUACCAGGACUACCUGGCCGUACUGCUCUGCAGGAAUGGUAGUUUACAAGUGAGAUACAAAGUUGGCACAGACGCGGUGCAUGUCUUGACGGUAAAUUCAAAAAGACUGGACAACCGGAAGCUGCACUAUGUAAAAAUCAACAGGGAAGGGAAGGAAAUGAUGAUUCAGAUCGACAAGAUAAUAAAAGAACGACAUAAUUUUUCUUCGGAUGUUUACUUCAAAGCCAUCAAAUCGCUUACAAUGGGAAAGGUUUUAGAUAAUCCCAGACUGGAUCCAGAAGUGACCAAAGCCAAUUCUUUGGGUUUUAUCGGAUGUCUAUCCUCCGUCCAGUACAACCAGCUGGCUCCCCUUAAGGCGGCACUGCGACACCCCAGCACGGCCCCGGUCACGGUGAUUGGGUCAUUGUCUGAAUGCAGUUGUGGUUCCAUCACGGACAGCGACCUCAGCACAAUCACGACGACAUACUCAUCCUCGGAUCCAUUCGGGGACACAGAUGACCGGGAGCCCCUGACAAAUGAAAUGAGAAGCGGUCCUGUUGUCAUUGGAGGUGUCAUCGCCAUCACAAUAUUCAUCAUUUUUUGCAUCGUGGCAAUCAUGACCAAGAUUGUGUACCGACAUAAAAAGACACACGGCAAAAGCCAAACCAGAGAAAAGGAGUACCCGGGGACCACGGACUAUUCCUUCCGCAACGACGUGGACUUACAAAACACAGUCAGCGAGUGCAAAAAGGAGUAUUUCAUUUGAUAGACGGAAUUUCGACGACUUUAUGUUCUCCUA
This is a messenger RNA of Nanorana parkeri, 4094 nucleotides long. RefSeq names its product contactin-associated protein-like 5. The transcript is spliced from 25 exons. Lineage: Eukaryota; Metazoa; Chordata; Amphibia; Anura; Dicroglossidae. The record is from RefSeq and is a predicted model, not a curated record. The coding region runs from base 171 to 4061 and encodes 1296 amino acids.